Molecule: messenger RNA, 801 nt
Organism: Saprolegnia diclina VS20
Lineage: Eukaryota; Oomycota; Saprolegniomycetes; Saprolegniales; Saprolegniaceae
Exons: 1
Source: RefSeq, a predicted model, not a curated record
AUGUCCUCGUAUGACACGGCGUCGAUUUUUACGCAGUACUGCUACCUCGACUUUGAUCAAACCUGGGAAAUGGCCAACUCGAUCAAGCGCCAAGAGCGAUGCAAGUCAAUGGUCAGUAACGGUGCUGUCUUUUUGGCGUCUCUGCUUCGGAAUGUGAACCUGACAAUGUACUGGGGCGAAGAAUUUGAGAUUGGGUUUGGCUCUGAGCUACGUCAAUCGAAGGCCGGUCGAGCUUUGGUAGCGACGUUCACUCCGCCGUACCUCGCGAUCCCCGAUGAAGUGGCCUAUUGGACGUCAAAAGGUAUUGAAUCGUAUACGCUGCAGUGGCAAAACUACAAGUCGAUCGGCUUGACGACCACAUACAACAUUGUCAACGCGUACGGUGCCGCGUACAGCUUUGCACUGCAAUCGACGGCGACCUACGCUCGCUUCACCAGUGCAACGUCGUACAUCAUGUAUUGGGCCUUGGACAGCGACCUUGCCUACGUCUGGAGCAACCGCACAAGCAUGAGCCAUAAAAGUCUGCUUCGCGCCAGCAGUCGCUUCGCCUUUUCGAACGCGUCGCUCCAGGAUAUUUUGAUUGAAGAUUGGUACCUGCCCCAACCGCCGUGGAGCGCCAACUACGCUCUUGUAUCCUCGCUCCUUGGGCCGUUUGGGUCCAUCGACAUGGUGUAUGUCACGGUACCGUCGACGCUUCGACAGUUUGUGCAAACAAUUCUCAGCGUCGCCGCACCCGCUCGACAACGUCAUUCGGAUGCGUACAUGGCAAUCUCGAGUACAUCUGGUACUGCACCAGCGCCG